UUCUUCUCUGACUCGGUCAAGGUUCUCUUUUCGCUUGCCGCGUCCCUGCCUUCGUCGAGGCUGCAUCUGCCUUCGCCGCCUUCGCGCUGCAUGCGCCAAGCCCAGCGCUCAUACGCGGGAGACAACUCUAUCGAGAAGUUGAGCCUUGUCGACUUCCAGAUUCGCAGGAGAAGACGGAAAAUGAGAAGCGAAGAAAAGAAGAAGCCGCGAGAGAGCCGAUGCGGGAAACGGAGGCGCGAUACUGGCAAUGGGGCCAAGCGUAAAUGAGUGCGAACCUGUGUUUUGACUCCGGCCGCCUCUCGCGGGUGUCUUCAAGUGAGCAGUCACCCGGUAAACUUGCUUUCGCCGAAAGCAGAAGCACCACGCGUCAUGAUUUCUCUCUUGUGUUUGCGCGCCGACAUCAGCUUCUUCUUCCUCGAAGAGGCCGACGCCACCGGUCCCAGCUGACAACGCUUUUCUCUAAAGUGGGUGGUGCCUUGUCGGAGAACGACGCAGUUGCGGCUCCUCACUCAGCUGUACGUACACCUGAACGCCCAGUGUCGCGGCAUCCUCUGUCUCGGUCGCGCCUGGGGUGUCUGUACACCCGGAGAGUUCGAGUGGCUUUUUUAUGCGGGGACGCACGAAAGGGUUUUCAGAAAGCGGGAAAGCGCAGCUGCGCGUCCUGCGAGACUUGCUAACACGGGCAUUUUUCCUGUGAAGCUUGCAUGCGUUUCUUCUCUUCUUUCCACGAAUCCGGUCUUUCCAGUCGAUGUGAAAAGCAGCAGCGGCCUCAAGGUGACGCGUGGCUCUUGUUUCGUUUGAUCGGCAGGUCCCCCCUCGUGGAGAAACCAAAGUUUCCUUGACCUUCUCCGUCUCCUUUUCUUCCACUUUCUCCGUUUUCCGCGGCCCCCACCAUGAAAACUCUUAUGUCCAAACUUCCAUCGGGGUGCGGGAGGAGUUCACCGACUCACAGCCACUCGGCCCUCUGGAUUCGCGCUUCCUCUCCUCAUCUUCGCCGCCCCUCCAACAGUGGCCCAGGUCGCCUUCCUCUUUCUUCAACUUCUCCUCUCUCUGUUGCCGCACCUGCUAUCUCUGCUGCUUCCCUCGAGCCUCAAGCUCCAUGCAGUCGUCGAUUUUUCUGCGGUUUCGCUUCGGCCGAGAAUUCACCUUUCUCAGCAGCGGCUCAUGUGCUCCACCGGCUCUCUCAGCCCCAGACGCGCCGACUCAGCGCGCCCCCAGGGAGAGGCAAAGACCUCUGUGGCUCUCCAGAUCUCUUUUUCUUCACAAGACGCGUCUACAGCAGUGCGCGCCGAGCCGCUUCCCCACAGGCUCCGUCUCGCCUCCCUCGUCGCAGAGCCUCAGAGUCUCCUUCGCUCGCAGCGACGUCAAGGAGACACGAGAAGCCGCCCAAGGGAAGGCUCGCAAAUGCGCCUUUGUCUCUCUCUCCAUCCCGUCAUGCACCCAAAGUCUCAAGUGCCGGCGCUUCCUCUACAAAGAGACAACCUGUCUCUACGGUCGUCCCUGUCUCUGCUGUCUCCAGUCCCCAGCCUGGGUGGCCUCAGACCCCACAGCCUGGGUGGCCUCAGACCCCACAGCCUGGGUGGCCUCAGACCCCACAGCCUGGGUGGCCUCAGACCCCACAGCCUGGGUGGCGUCCCUGCACCCGGUUGUCUCCUUCGGGGUCAGAAGCCCCCCAGGGGCAUGCGGGGUUCGUGCGCCGGCCCUCACCGCCUCUUAGGCCCACUGGAAGCGCAGGCCGUCCACCGUGGGCAGAUUCCCCACAGCGGCCUGCUCACCGGUCUCGGGUGUCCUUUCAGUUUCCUUCCUUCUCUCCGAGUUCUCCUCCUUCUCCCUUCCCUCCGGCUACACCAUCUCCUCGUCCAGUUCCUUCCUUUGCUCUCUCUGCACCUCCUCGUGUCUUUCCUCCUGCAUUUCCUCCGUUUCCCCCCCCUCCGUCGGCCUUGAGCGCAGGGCCUCCGUGUUUCGCGCAUCCCUCUGCGUCUUCUCCUCCUCCCUCUCCUCCCCACUCUCCGCCUGCUUCUCUCUCUCCUGUCUCCCCUCCAUCUCAGCCUUUCGCACCGCGUGGCUUCCGUCCACUCCCGGCUCCACCAGGAGACCUCUGGCAGGCGUCGCGCGAGUCGCUUGCUGCCCGGUUCGGCCCCGCGCCAGGUGUAUGUACACCUCAGAGCUUCGCAGCGUCUGAAGGCCGCAGUUGCCUGCCUCUACCGCCGCUCCACCGUGGAUCUCCCGAGUCUCGUGUAGGGAGGGGAGCGACGCCCACGAGGCCAGGGCCAGUGCAUGCGCCACCAUUAGGAAGUCCUACGGGAGGAGCGAGAGCUGAGGGGUCAAGCGCGAGAGCAGAGACAGGAAGGAGGCAGGCGAGCAAGCGAGAGGAGAAAGGGAGAGAAGAAGAGACAAAGACAGAAGCGGUUGUGUUCGAGCAACACUGGAGUGAAGAAGCUGCAAAUGAGGGACUGAGACGAGGCCUCGUCGUAAGAGGCCUUCUUCAAGUUCCCGCCUUCCAAACCGAUCGCUCGGUUGUCCUCGUCCAGCCUGCCUCUUGCCCGCCCGACAUCCUCGCCUCCGUUCCCCACAAGCGCGUCCGUUCAACAGCCGCCGCAGCUGUUCUCUCGGCGUCCUCGUCUCCUUCUUUCUCGUCUCCUUCCUUUUCUUCUUCCUCGAUGUCUUCUUCGCUUUCUUCGCCGGCAGCUGCUUCCGUGUCUGGGUCUGAAGAUUGGCUUCUGCAAUUUGAUCUCGGCGGCUUCGUUGCUCGAAAUCGCGCCCUUCACGGAGACGUCGUUGCUGUUACGUUCCUCCCUCGCUUCUACACGGAGCGCGCUCUUAGGAAACGAAAGAUGCUCUUUCCUUCAGAGCCCCAUUCUCCAUCUUCGCUUCCCUGCCAUGUCUCUCUCUCUCCUGAAAACGCGUCUUCCGCUCCUUCCCUUGUCUCUGCGUCGAGUUCUUCUUCUUCUGCGUCCUCUGAUUCAGGUUCUGUCCCUGCUUCUGCGCCGUCCUCUACCUCGUCCUGUUCUUCAGUUGUGAGGGCGGCGAGUCCUUCCACUUUGCCUGAGGGGGCGUCCCUGGAGACAGCGAAAAGGAACGCGUUUUGUAAGGCGCGUUUGUCCGCGUCUCCUGGGGAGGCGACCGUCGACUCAAAGGAGAUACUUCAGAGCGACUCUGAAGGGCAAAGGGGAUCUGCGACUCAAGCGUCUCUCGACAGAGAGGACGCAUGCGGACCCUGUGGGGGGCGGGCGCGAAACCGAGAGGCUGAUUCACCUCUCGCGUCGACAGCCAAGUGGCUGCCUGCAGGACGCGUCGUGCGAAUUCUUGAGGUCGGAGAAGCUACGAAGGAAGUCGUUUGCGUCCUCGCGCCUCAGCAGGCAAAGGUCGACGCAUUUCUCCGGCGAAUUCGAGAGAAAGGCCAAGUCGAGGUACACGCACCCCAAGAGACGGCACCGAGCACGCGGAAGGCCGCACAAAACGAAGACGAGAGCCUGGGGCGCGAAGGGAGACUCGAGAAUGAAGGAAUGAGGAUAGACGCAGGCACACAAGAGAGAACAGAGUGGAACGCCAAACAAGAAAAAACAGAGAGAGCUGAGACUGAAGAGAGACGAGAGGAGGUGCCGGAGGAGCAGCCGGAAACGAGCCGGCGUGAGGCAGAGAAGACCACAGGAGAGGUGCGAGGCGCUUGUCCCACAAACGAAGGGAGCGAACGAAGAGGAGACAGAGAGACAGAAGAAAGUCCACAAGGCAACGAAGAAGCAGACGGUGUGAGAGGAAACGGCGAGAAGAAGAAAGUAGAACGAAGCUUGGAGAGACACCACGGCGAGAAGGACGACACUGGCCUGAAGAAAGCGAGAACAACCGAGAGCUUCAAGGUGACCCAAACUGAGGAAGACACCUUCCUCAAGGCCCAACCCAGAGACUCUCGACUUCCACCCUUCCUGGUGCCCAUCGCGCUCCUCUUCGAUCCACCACCAUCACCGUACUCGGACCAAGUGACUUCUCAACGUUCUUCACCCUCUUCGUCUCCUUCGCCUCUUCGUGCGGCCUGCUCGGCUCCUCGAUAUUCGUCGUUGCCGGAGUCUUCGUCCUCGAGUGUCUCGACAGCCGCUCAAGAAGGCGACGCAGCGGCCCAGGCUGCGGGGAGGCCUGUGCAGCUCGGAGACGAAGGGGACUCGGCAUCUGGGUGUUUGUCUCUCCGGCCUACGCCUCUUCUCAGAGCCAUUCAAAGUGUCUGGGCACAGCAGGCGAUCUCCACGGACUCUUCCGCAUCUUCUUCUGCCCUUGUGGUUCUCCGUCGGGGUCCCUGGGUUGCAUCCCGCAGUUCACCGUUUGCGCAUGUCGACCCCACUGUAUCUUCUUCUUUAUCAUCUUCUUCAUCGUCUUCUUCUUCGUCAUCUUCCUCUUCUUCGUCUCUCUCUUGUGUCCAGACUCUCGGAGCUGCGUCGCGUUGUUUGGGGGCAAAGGGAUCGGGGGACAUUCUCGCGGAGGCUCUGGCGACUCUCCACAUGGAAGGUCUGCCGCAUGCAUGGGGAUUCCCCUCCGCUGUCGAAGAGCAGUUGAGAGCGGACCUGAGCCGCGUCUGCGCGGAGACGGGCAAGCCUCUCUGGCUGCUCAGCGCCGAGCGCGAUCCGCUCCGGAUAGACUGUCGCCCCUCACGAGACGACGCAGAUGCAUGCAGCAGACAAUCGAACUUCUCUGACCUGCGAGGCUCUCUCGGCGUUCCUUCGUUGCAGGCGUCAUGUCGUGAAGGGCAGGGGGCGUCCUCAGUCGAGACACCCGAGACCGCGCGGGAUUCGCGAGCUCCCUGCGUUUCUGCGGUUUCAUGCGCACCUCACAUUGUCUUUCCUGCUGCAAGCCGAACUUCGGUGCAUGCUGAGACCGCUGAGGGCGCCUCGAUGGCUUACAGAACCCGCGAGCUUCGGACGGUGACUAUCGAUCCACCGACGGCGAAGGAUCUGGAUGACGCGAUCAGUCUCGUGUGUCAGGAGGACAGAACUGUCGGAGGCGAGCGCGUUGAAAAGGCGCGGCUCUCACGCGCCGCCGCGGGUGCCUCGGCGAGGUCCCAGCGGUGCUCUGCGGCGCCUGUACGCCCCGGGCAGAGCGCCACUGAAGGCCGUGGAGGUGACGAAACAUCUCGUGUCCAAGAAGGCAUGAAACGCGGACCCGGGAGCGAAGAAAAGGAAGACGACAGCUGCGCCAGAGAAGAAGAGCCGCUCUUUGAGCUGGGCGUGCAUGUGGCGGACGUCUCACAUUUCGUCCGAGAAGGUUCCCUCCUCGAUGCAGAGGCUGCUGUGCGAGCGACGAGUGUCUACCUCGAUGCCAAGGUCUUCCCUAUGCUCCCUGCGGCGCUCAGCGAGGACGUCUGCAGUUUGCAUUCAGGAGUCGACAGGCUGGCUUUCUCCGUCUUCAUGACCGUGAAUGAGAGGGGCGAACUGCUCGCCUCCACAACCAGGCUGCCUCUGCUGGCCAAAACCAUCAUCCGGACCGCCUCUCGACUGGACUACGCCCAAGUCGACAGCUUUCUCCUCGCGGUUCCUGACUCUCUCGGGGGCUUUCUGUCUUCUUCUCCCUUUUCUCCUUCUUCGUUGCCUUCUCCUUCUGCUCGGGGGGCGCUGCUCUGGGACUUGCUGGUCCGCAUGCAGCCGCGCAUGCAGCCGCGCAAGAGGGUCGUUGACGAGGACAGUGAGGACGCCUUUUGGCUGGGGGGAAGUCUGGACUUUUCUGGGGGGGCAAAUGUUUCAAGUCUGCAGGCGUUUCCUAAGGAACAGGUUACUCAGGUUGCCGGCCGCGCGCUGAGGCCGGAGGAGACGCGCCUGUGGCGGGAGAGCAAAGAAGCAGUCAAAGACCUUGUCGGCGAAGUCGGCGCGAAAUUCGGAAUUCCCGCCCCUGUGGCCGUGGACCUUCUGAUCACUUACUUUCUCGCGCUUCGGCGGCAACGGAUGCGGCAAAGGGAAGGCGCGAUCCACCUCUCCAGUGGGGGACGUCUGUCCCUCUACUUUGGCUCCGAGAAGGCGACUCUCCGCCCUGUCUCGCUGGUCGUGCGGGAGGAACAGCCUCUCGCCCACCUGCUCGUGGAAGAGUGCAUGGUCCUCGCGAAUCACUGCGUUGCAGAGGAAAUUCUUUCGGCCCAGAGAGAGACAGUGCAUGCGCGAGUGCCGGGAAGAAAUCCCGAAGGUGAGGUGAGCAGACAACGAGACGCACGGACUGCCCAUACACGCGAGGCGGCGGCUGACAGCGAGGCGAGGAAAGAACGAGAAGCAACGGAGAAAGAAGAAGGGCAGGAGAGAACAGAUGGCGGCGAGGAUGGAAGGUUGAGGAGUUCCGAGGCGGAGACAAAAGGCGGCGACGGAGGCGCGAGGAGACACUCAAGGCAGCGUUCGUCGGACGACACCGAUGCAUCGCACAAAAAUGACAGCGAGGCAGACGCUGCGGCUGUGCUCAACGGAGCACAGAGAAAGACGUUUGAACGCAAAGUCAACCCUUUCAUUCAAGAAGAAGGAGCCGAGGCAGGCGAUGAAGAGGGAAACGCAGAAGCGAGGAGCGUAGACGGAGAGAGUGAGAAGGAAGAGACAGAAGCAGACGCGAAGUCCGUCGCCUUCGGAGGCCUUCUCCGCGCGCAUGGUGGCAGCAACGACGAAGCAGUCAAAUUCUUAAGAGAUACGCUGGACAGAGACAUCUGGAUGGCUUUCAAAACGCACCUGCAAGCACAGUCUGCGGUGGGGCAGGCGAACACAAGUGGAAGUCUUGGAGCAGAAGCUGAGGAAAGGGCAGGCGACCAGGAUGAUGUCAGUGGCAUUAAACUCAGUCAUCUUCUUCAGUUCUGCAAGAGUCGACUCAGCGCUCCGGUCUACAACGCGCUCUGCUUCUCCGUGCUCCAAGAGUUCUUCCUUCAAGCGCAGUACGUAGCGCCUGCGGCGGCUGCGUCGAAACAGGCAGGCCUCCGUUCGGAGAGUGCGUCCCCGACGGAGACAGAGAGACAAGUCAUGCCACCGAAGACCGCCGAGUCUCACACGAAACGCUCAAGAGCCUUGCAGUCCGGUUCCGGACAGCCGCACGAUCUAGGGCACUGGGCUCUUUGCUUGUCGAGCUACAUGCACUUCACUUCUCCCAUUCGCCGCUACGCCGACCUCCACGUGCACCGCCUUCUCUCCAAACGGCUGAGAGGCGAAGACCUCACUGUUCCCGUCGAGGUUCUCGAAGCUGCUUGCCGUCAGUGUAACGAGAACAGCAGAAAAGCAGACAGCGCCCAAGUGGCUUUUCGUUCAUGGUAUUUCAAUGCCUUUCUUCGAGCAUUUCACCCCACGGGGCUUCUGUACUCUGCUGCGUCGAUCUUGAAAAUUGUCCUUCCUUCCUCCUCGGCAUCCGACUCCACCAACCUGCCCUCCGAUGGAGCAGAAAGGAAGACCGGAGAUGCAGAGAGCAGAGAUACCGAUCUUGGAGACAGGGCCGCCUCCGAAGCGAGAGGGGGGGGGCUGAGAGCAGGAAAAGAAGCCGCUGGCGAGGAGAGAAUAGCGGACAACGGAGAGCCAGAGGAGCUCGGCAGCUGCCUGCGACAGAGGGAGGCGCCUGCGACAGUUGGGGGGCGUUGCACGCAGGAGACAGCAUCGAGCACCCUUUCAGGAUGUCUCUCUAGGCGCAGUGACGGGGAGGAGACAGGCAGGAAGAGAGGAGAGAGCGAAAAAGAAAUUCGAGCAGCCCUCGUCAUUUACAUUCCUCUCCUCCAGGCGACGCGCAGCCUCAGCCUCGCCACCUUAGGACUCGAGCCGGUGCUCCCGGCCAGCGGGAAAGAAGAACUUGAAGAGCGAAGAAAGCGAAAACGCGGCGACAACACAGAGAACGUCACUUCUCUCCUCGUUCGACGAGUGCAUAUCGGAUCUGCAGGGAGGGGGGAGGAGGGGGAAACGAGUCGCCUUUCCCCUGGCUCCUGUAGUCCUGCUGCCAGUUCGACCUCCAACUCCGCUUCACACGCUUGCAGUUCCACGACGGAGUCUCCUGACCGGUCUGCUAAAUCUGCUGCGGCUUCCUGUUCGCUGCCCGAGGAGUCUGCGAGGCUCUUGGGAGGUACAGCGCCCGUGGAGUCUUGGGAGGGAGAAAAACUUCUGCGGAUCCUGUCUCCCCUGCAGGUCAAGCUCGUACCUGGAGAAACGCAGUGGUCAGUGCGCCUGCCUUUCUGGGUGCCGGAGGCUGCCAGCACAAAGCCUUGAAAACUCUUUCGACCGCCCUUGUGAGAUUCAACAUCUCUCGACAGCGGAAAAGCGUCCCAUUCUGCAUGCACAUGCCUAACUC
Toxoplasma gondii ME49 is the source of this 8271-nucleotide messenger RNA. Its product is annotated as RNB family domain-containing protein. The transcript is spliced from 9 exons. Bases 894 to 8189 code for a protein of 2431 amino acids. Gene Ontology annotation, molecular function: 3'-5'-RNA exonuclease activity; RNA binding. The record is from RefSeq and is a predicted model, not a curated record. Gene Ontology annotation, cellular component: P-body; exosome (RNase complex). Gene Ontology annotation, biological process: mRNA catabolic process. NCBI's taxonomy places the organism in Eukaryota, Apicomplexa, Conoidasida, Eucoccidiorida, Sarcocystidae.